Molecule: messenger RNA, 3120 nt
Organism: Pseudomyrmex gracilis
Lineage: Eukaryota; Metazoa; Arthropoda; Insecta; Hymenoptera; Formicidae
Product: putative transcription factor SOX-15
Exons: 2
Coding region: 552-2036 (494 amino acids)
Biological process (GO): cell differentiation; anatomical structure morphogenesis; regulation of DNA-templated transcription
Molecular function (GO): RNA polymerase II cis-regulatory region sequence-specific DNA binding; DNA-binding transcription factor activity, RNA polymerase II-specific
Source: RefSeq, a predicted model, not a curated record
CUCAGUAGGAGAUGAGCGCUCGCAGAGUGAGCAUUGGGAUCGAACCCUUGUUUCGGAACGGGCGAGAAUGUUAGUCAGUGAUCGCCGAGCGACUGUGAGAGAGGAUCCUAACGUCUAAAGUUGACAAACUUGUGCGUGCGACGUUGUCGAUAUCCGGUACUAAAAAAAAAAAAAAAGAAGAGAGAGACAGAGAAAAAGAGAUAAAGAGAAAUUAAAGAAAAAUUAUAACAAGGUGGAAAGAUUGCGCCUCUCUCGAAUUUUGACACGCAAAAGUUCGACCGCUGCUCAGCGAGCACGUGGAUAGAGAAGUAAUAUAACGUGCGUAGUCUCCCUCCUGAGAUUAAAGCUCAGCAGGAGGAAAAAGGUGUCUUUUUUAGCGCGCAGGGGAUAGCGACGCGCCGGAUCCGCGCACGACGGUCCAUCAUAUCCAGUCGAGUCGCGUUCACGAGAGGAAACUGCCGGUGUAUAACGGAUUGUGAUGCACGUCGUCGACUUACCAUUGUUAAAUUGAAGUGCAGUGUUACGCGGAGUUGUUCCGGCCCCGGAAAAAAAUGGUGCCAACACAACAGGACCCCUCGAGCUCGGGGGUUUAUACGGAUAUCGUAUUCGGCUCGCUUCUUGUGGAUGAAAAUUCGCUGACGCCGUAUUCAGAUGCGACCCAGACGAAGAAGAACACGCCGGGUCGCGUAAAGAGGCCGAUGAACGCGUUCAUGGUCUGGUCACAGUUGGAGCGCAGGAAGAUAUGCGAAGUGCAACCGGACAUGCACAACGCCGAAAUCAGCAAGAAAUUGGGCGCAAGAUGGAAACAACUGACGGAGGACGAGAGACAGCCUUUCAGAGACGAGGCCGAGCGACUUAGGCAUCUCCACCAAAAGGAAUACCCGUUCUACAAGUAUCGGCCAAGGAAAAAGGCCACGAAGCCCGCCGAAGUGUCAAAGGCGAAGGAAAAGAAGAGAACGAGGAAAUCGGCGUCGUUGUCGCUGUCGUCGCCAACGCCCUCGCCCGCGUCGGUAUCGUCAGUGUCAUCUCUGAACAGUCCGGCCUCGACAACCUCGUCGUCAUCGUCGUCGUCGUCGUCAUCAUCAACAUCUUUGCCCUCGUUGUCGCCCGCUACACCCGGUGCUAGUCAUGCAAGAACGAAAAACGAUAACAACAACAACAACACCCCUCAGCAAACGAUGAAAAAACCGCUCAAGAGACUCCAAACUGGCGCGAAACCGAUGUCCAGGCCGAACUCCAGGAACAUCCGGCUGACAUUGGAUACUCUGGAGACACCGAGGCAUUCAUUACACUCUGACGUGGAUUACACGCCUCCCAUAGUAUCCGCCAAGGUGCCAACCAGUCCGACCUGCGACACUCCGGAUUCGCCGGAAUCUGCUACCUUUUACGAUGACAGCUACGGCCCGGAAUGCGCCACGUCCAGCAAUGCGAUCUGCAACAUCGCCACCAAGAUCAAACAAGAACCGAAGUGCGAAGACAAUAGUUUCGCUUCGAAGGAUCUGCUGCUCCCGUCUCUGCUCCCACCAAUGCGAACGAGCAACAGGGAGGAGUACUGCCGCAUCAAUUCCGGUGGUCGACAGACAACAGAUUUCACGAUCAAGGAGGAGGAGAAGACGACCUUUGACGUGAAACCACGUGGAUACAACAAUGUGUUGAGGACGUUGUCACAGUCCUUGAUGAUGAACACGACGCUGUUGGCGUCGCAAUCGUCUACCGUGCCGUCCGCUCUCACAACGACGACAAUGGGCACCACGGGUAUCAGCCUCGAGGAGGCCCUUGACGAUUCCCUCACCGGAAUCGGCCACCCGGUCAAGUUGGAAGAGCUGAUGAACAAUCCCGAACUGUCUGACCUGACGUUGUCCGACAUGCCGUCCGAACUCGAGGAUAGUCUGGCCAUCGAGGAUAGCUUGGCAAUCGACGUGAGCGAUCUGGCGUUCAGCGCCAGCACGCCCCUACAGUUUACGCACGAUCUCAGUGGCGACGGUAUGGUGUCCGCGAUCGGCGUGAACGAGGAGUGGCAGGCGCCCUGCUAUUGAACGGGACGAGCGGAGACAUCGUUGUUUUCAUCUGCUGGUUUGUCGUAUUGCAGCGGUCUCUCUCGCGCGGUUUGUCAACGCGCGCUCGUGUCGCAAGUUGUCGAAGGCAGCCGCGAAGCUAAAGGUAAAAGAUUUUGUCCACGAGCAUCUCGUACAAGCUCGACCCGAUUCGGAGACUCCAACCGAAACAAGAAUCGUCAUCCGCUAUCGCGUGUCUUCGUGUUUUGUACUGAGGAUAUUUCGCCUCCUCGAACCGGAGCUCGUCGCGGCUUUCGUUUCAUUUUUGCGGUUGACGCAGGCCAGGUUUUUUUUUUUUAUUUUUUUUUUUCUUCAAGAACGUCUCUCUUCACACGCGGAAACAGAAAUAUACGAUUGUUUAAAUUGACUGGUUUUCGACAGUUGCAAUCUUUGUGAGUAGCGAGUCAUCCGCGCAUUCGCGUGAAUGAAAAGAAAAAAAAAGCUCCUUCAAAUAUAUAAAAUUCUUGCCUCGUUAGUUCGCUGACUGCAAAAUCCGAUAGACGCUAAGUCAGCAAAUCUCUCGUCAAUUUCAGACCACCUGCCAAUUGUGGAUCUCCGUUUCUUCGCGAAUGCGAUUUUUUAAUGAUUGCGAAAGGCAAAGAUUUGAUAUUUGAUAGUGCUGAACUUUUCUAACGAACUAGUCCGCCAAUAUGAAAUUUUUCGAUAUUUAAAGCGAUUAGAGAGAUAUAUUUAUUGGCGCUUUUCGUAAUUGUAAAUGUCAGCACGGCAAGUCAAUGGCAAAGUCUUCAUCGAUUGUUGAGAUAAAGAAAAUGAACGAUACCCACGACGCGCGCCGCGUUUCGAAAUCCAAUUUUUUUGUAUAUGUAUUGUAGUAUAUUUUGUAUGAGAAGUUAAAAUAUAAUAUAGUUAAAUAUAUAUAACGGAUAAGCACAGGUGGGCAGAUCCGGGACGUGCGGAUCGAAGGUGGAUCGAGAAAAGAAAACGCGAAAUUUUCAUUUGCUUUCGAGAUGCGCGAGUUUUGUUUCCCGCGCGACUCGCAACUGUCCACUGUUUUGUUGUAUAUAUAGCGAAUGUGUAUUUAGUAAAAAAAAAAAAAAAAAAAAAC